Molecule: messenger RNA, 1349 nt
Organism: Nothoprocta perdicaria
Lineage: Eukaryota; Metazoa; Chordata; Aves; Tinamiformes; Tinamidae
Gene: BCCIP
Product: BRCA2 and CDKN1A interacting protein
Exons: 7
Coding region: 1-918 (305 amino acids)
Cellular component (GO): nucleus
Source: RefSeq, a predicted model, not a curated record
AUGGCCACGCGGCCCAAGCGGCGCCCGCCGCCGCCGCCCGCCGACGAGCGCGCCUCCGAGUCCGGCUCCGAGCCGGGCUCCGAGUCGGAGGCGACCUCGAGCGACUCGGACUCGGACGAGAGGAUCGAUGAGGAAGUGAAUGUUGAAUUUGAAGCGCAUUCAAUAUCGGACAAUGAUCACAAUGGGAUAAAGAAGUUACUUCAGCAGUUGUUUCUAAAAGCUCCUGUUAACAUUGCUGAAUUAACUGAUUUGUUAAUACAACAGAAUYAUAUUGGAAGUACUAUCAAGCAAGCUGAAGUCCAAGAAGACAGCGGUGAUGAYGAUGAUGACGAUAUAGAUGAAGUCUUCGGUUUUAUCAGCCUCGUAAACUUAACUGAAAGGAAGGGUACACAAUGCGCUGAGCAAAUCAAAGAGCUGAUUUUGAGUCGGUGUGAGAAGAACUGUGAGCAGCAUGUAGUGGAACAACUGGAUAAAAUCCUGAAUGAUAAUGCUAAGCCUGUGGGUCUCCUGCUGAGUGAGAGAUUCAUUAAUGUACCACCUCAGAUAGCACUGCCCAUGCACCAGCAGCUUCAGAAGGAGAUGACUGAUGCACAGAAAAAAAACAAGCCGUGUGGAAAGUGCCACUACUAUCUUCUUAUCAGCAAGACCUUUACAGAAGCCACAAAGAGCAAUCCUAAGAGAGGAGGAGGAAAUAAGCAACAGGAGCAAUUAAUGUUUGCAAAUGCAGAAGAAGAAUUCUUUUAUGAGAAAGCUCUUCUGAAGUUCAACUACUCUGUGCAAGAGGAGUGUGACACGUGUUUGGGCGGCAGAUGGUCCUUUGAUGACGUUCCAAUGAAACCUUUGCGGACGGUUAUGAUCAUCCCAGCUGAUGGGAUUCAUGCAAUUAUGGAUAAACUCAGAGACUAUCUCUCACUCUAAGCUUUCCGGUGAAUACUGUUUUUAUAAAGCAGUGAUGCAGAACUAGGACUUUCCAGUCGCUUCAGGAGACUGCUCUUGAGUUCAGUUUUGUGCUGCUCACGUUUCUUUUACACACACAGAAGAAAAGUAGCUGACAAAACUAUCAAUACCAAUCAAAUCAGUGUUUUAAAAUGUCAUUAAAURUUCAGUAAGAAUUUGGUGUUACAAGGAAACUUGAUGAACUGCUUUUUUAAUAAUUCUUUUAACAAAAUCUCCAUCAUACGUUGUCGUUUCAGCGAACAACUCUCAACUCUUCUCCAUAAGAAAAUUACUUCUUAAAGUGAAUAUCUCCUGUUAAAUGCCUUUAUACCAAAAGUUCAAAAUAAUAACAAGGUUUAAAAUUGRAAUGUAUAUUGUAUAUCCGAUUUUUAUUCAAUAUAUGAUACUUGAUU